CUCACGUGACCUGGAUGUUGACGUACACUGCGGGACGUUGGCGCGGUUUAAUCCAAACCCGGCUGCUGUUCGUACGUGCGGUUUGUAAUUUUCACUUGAAGAAAUGUCCGAACAGCAAAUAUACAGCUACGAAAACGACUGCAAACCUGACGAAAACAGGAACAGAGGCGCUUCCCGAUGGUCCCAGUGUAGGAAGCGCGGAGCAGAUGGUAGUCUGAGGAAAGCUCAUGCUGAGGAAGAUCAGAGAUGUUCACGCCGACCCGAGAGUUUCACGACCCCGGAGAGCGAGGGCCCGGUGUCCAGAGUGAGGAACUGGGGUGACGAGGUGGAGGCCGAGGAGAUGCGCUCAGACGUGCGGCGCGACGUGCACCGAUACAGGAGGAGGAUUCUUGCAGUAGAUGUUCCUCAAAGAGACAGAAAACUCUCAUCUGGAAGUUCCGACUCCCGAGACUCUCGAGACUCUCCGGCUAAAGGCGACAUGGAGACCGACGAGGCCGUACUCGUGCGGCGCCAGAAGCAGAUCAACUACGGGAAGAACACUCUCUCGUAUGACCGAUACAUCAAAGAAGUGCCCAAGCCUAUGAGAGAGCCGGGCGUUCAUCCAAAGACUCCAAACAAGUUUAAGAAGUACAGCCGGCGCUCGUGGGACCAGCAGAUCAAGCUGUGGCGGGUCAAGCUGCACGCCUGGGACCCCCCCGCCGGAGACCUGCAGCAGAUAGAGGAGAUUGACCUGGGUGAAAUCAUGGACUUCGAGUUGGACGUGGAGUGUUCUGCGGAUCCCGAAUCCCAGUGUCCCACAGCCGACGCGGCACCACUGUCCCUGACGCAGGACUCAUUCACAGGAACCCCUAAGAAGAUGAUGAAGAUGGAGGAUGCGGAGAUGUGCUGAGAGCCGAGUCUCCGAGGGAUCCCGAGCAUCUGGACCGGUUUAAUGCACUGUUCGUCUCACUGUUGGUGUGAGGAUUACACCGCUUCCACAGGUUCUGCUGUGU
Messenger RNA from Rhinichthys klamathensis goyatoka, 992 nucleotides. RefSeq names its product stem-loop binding protein (gene slbp). Bases 104 to 889 code for a protein of 261 amino acids. The record is from RefSeq and is a predicted model, not a curated record. Gene Ontology annotation, molecular function: histone pre-mRNA stem-loop binding; mRNA binding. NCBI's taxonomy places the organism in Eukaryota, Metazoa, Chordata, Actinopteri, Cypriniformes, Leuciscidae. The transcript is spliced from 8 exons. Gene Ontology annotation, cellular component: histone pre-mRNA 3'end processing complex; cytoplasm. Gene Ontology annotation, biological process: mRNA 3'-end processing by stem-loop binding and cleavage; mRNA transport.